CCUGUGUGUCUCUGUGUCUCUCUUAUAAGGACACAGUCAUAUUGGAUUGGGGCCCAUUGUAUCCCAGCAUGAAUGCAUGUUUAUUGAUAACAUCUUCAAAGACCCUAUUUCCAAAAAGGUCACAUUCACAGGUACUGGGGGUUAGGACUUCAGCCUACCUUUUUGGGGGACACAUUUCAACUCAUAAGGGUGGCAAGGUGUGAAUACCCACUGUGACUCUCAGUGACCUGGCUCUGGAGUCUUUGGAAGCUUCUUGAGACAGCUUUACUUCCCCUCACCAUCUGCUUUCUUUUCUUUUUAUAGAUAGUAGGAAUGGUUUAAGUGAAUGUUUCCAUUUUAGCUUUGGCCACCUGGAAGCUCAAAACCAAAUACUUGGUUCAGGAAUGGCAGCUGGGUCGAACCUCAAAACAACAAUAGCUAAUAUUUAUGGAGUGUCUAUUUUGUUUCAUAUGCUGUUUUAUACCCUUUAUAUAUAUCAUCAUACUGAUUCUUUCAGCAACACUGUGGGAAAGGUACCAUGGUUUUAAGAUGAGGAAGCUGAAGCUCUCUGAGGUUUAACUUCUUGCACAAGUUUACAUAGCCAGUAAGUGGUAGAGCUGGGAUUUAAACCCACUAGUCUGAUUCUGGAGUAUAUAUUCUUAGGUAUAAACCUCCACUAUCUUAAUAUCUGUGUUUUUGUUUUUCAUGAUUGUGACCUUUUUUUUUCUUUCUGUAUUUUGCAUUGUAUUAUGGAAAGCUACUAUUCAAAAUCCUUUGUGUAAACAAGGUUCCCCAUAAUGAAUAUACUUGUCCUAUGCGUGGUUCCCUCGGGUGACACCAGUAAGGGAACACAGACUCCAGACACCUGGGAGUGAGGCCUGGUCAGCACAUGAGCUCCCUGUGGGCCCCUGGAUGUGGCUAAGCUAGAGGAGACCCAAGACCCAAGAUGGAUGUUCUCAGUCAAGGCCUUGGAGGGUUUUACUUCCUCCUCCUCAUUCUGUCUGAGCAUUUUCUUCAGCACGAUCAGAAAGACAAAAGUCCUCCGGAAGGCUUCUUCUAACUCUCUCUGGCCUUGUGGUGACUUCGGCCUCAAGAGUCAGAAGCCUAGCCCUCCCAGACCCAGGCUUGAAAUUCUUUUUUGUGCUGUUUCUGAAGGCACGUAAAGCAGAGUUGGGUGUUCCAGAAUGAACCGCAGCUUCCAGAAGGGGAAGUAGAAGCCCAGCUGACUCUCUGCCAUGGCCUGUGAACCCCAGACGGACCCUUGCGGGGCAGCCAGCCCAUUGCCCACCUCCUCUCCUGGCUGGAGUGCCCUGCCUGGGGGGAGCCCUCCUGGCUGGAGGCAAGAGCUCCGCAAUGGCCAGGUCCUCACAGUUCUCCGGAUCGACAAUACCUGUGCACCCAUCUCGUUUGAUCUGGGAGCUGCAGAGGAGCAACUGCAGACUUGGGGUAUUCAGGUCCCGGCUGACCAGUACAGGAGCUUGGCUGAGAGUGCCCUCCUGGAGCCCCAAGUGAGAAGAUACAUCAUCUACAACUCGAGGCCUAUGCGACUGGCCUUCGCUGUGGUUUUCUACGUGGUGGUGUGGGCCAAUAUCUACUCUACCAGCCAGAUGUUUGCUCUGGGGAACCACUGGGUGGGCGUGCUGCUCGUGACUCUGGCUGCCGUAACCCUGACCCUGACUCUCGUGCUCAUCUUCGAGAGACACCAGAGGAAGGCCAAUGCCAACACAGACCUAAGGCUGGCAGCUGCUAACGGAGCCCUCCUGAGACACCGGGUGCUGCUGGGUGUGACGGACACGGUAAAAGGCUGCCAGAGCGUGAUCCAGCUCUGGUUUGUCUACUUCGACCUGGAGAACUGUGUGCAGUUUUUGUCUGACCACGUUCAAGAAAUGAAGACUAGCCAAGAGUCCUUGCUGAGAAGCAGAUUGAGCCAGUUAUGCGUUGUCAUGGAGACUGGGGUGAGCCCCAGGACGGCGGAGGGGCCCGAGGACCAGGUAGAGGAAGCUCCUCUCCUGCCCAGUAGUCCUCGUCCCAUGGAGAGGCCACUCAUGCAGACUGAGCUUUGCCAGCUUGUUCCUGAGGCCGAGCCAGAGGAAAUGGCCCGGCAGCUGCUAGCGGUGUUUGGUGGCUACUACAUCCGGCUCCUGGUGACUUCCCAGCUCCCCCAGGCAGCGGGGACACGACACACAGACUCUACAAGGGCUCCGUGCCCCUGCCAGCUUAUAGAAGCACACAUCCUGGGCACGGGAUGCUGCCCAUUCCUGGCCAGGUGACCCAGGUGUUAACAGGAAUAUCCAGAAAAGACUGAUCCUGUUUCAUUUGAGAGCUUCUUUUGUUCAAAGACAAAAGUACUUACCUUUCUCCAAGACUGAAGGUGGGAAGUGGGGGAGGCCUCAGGAACCUAAGAUGGCUGAUAGGGAGCCCUAGGCCUUGAGAGAAGCAUCGGGGGGCAUCCAAAAGGUGUCGUGAAUGUCAGCAAAGUCAUGCCCGUGUCCAAGAACCUGCACAGAAAUGGCUUUUCGACAUCCCGUGCUGGCCCCUGGCCUUUUCAGAAGCUGAUGGUUGCUGAGCUGGUCCCACUUCAAGCUACCAUCUGAGCUUCUUAGAACUGUGGAUGCGGAUGGCAGGGUCAGUCUCCCAGCCCUUUCAUUGCACGGUGGGUGCAGGAGAUGUGAAGAUGGCCCAUGGAGGGAGCUCAGUUGUCCAAAGCUUGGUCUCAGAUGAUGCUCUCAUUUCCAACCCCUUCAGUCAGAGGGGGAACCUGAGGCUCAGCAGGACAUUUCUCUUUACGGUACUGCCUCAGGCCUCUAAAAUGAUAAGAUUACCUCUCCCAGUCUGAAGAAAAGAAAUACAUUCUCAGAAUUUUCUCCAUUUUUAAGGUUUUCUUCCCCAAUGUUUUAUCAAAAACUGACACCUGUGCUGCUGUCAGCUAACACACAUGCUUGCAGGAGACAGAAGAUAAGAAAACAGUGGCUGAUGACUGUUAACAGGAAUAUCCAGAAAAGACGAUCCUGUUUGAUUGGAGAGCUUAUUUUGUUCAAAAACACGCAUGCUGUGGUUGUGAUUUUGUACUGCAGACUUAGAGCAGCAAUUGCGUUUGCUGUCAUUACCCUUAUCCUGGAGUGCAGUGGAGCGAAGUGUAACCAGUUACUCGUGGAGUUCCGUGAAGAACUCAGGCUCCUGGAGCCCUGCUCCUGAACAAGUUUGAGACCCACUGCUCCACAGGCCCAAGUUCAAAAGCCUUGACCUGGCAUUUAAAGAUUCUCCAGCCCCCAAGAGAUGGCCUUCAUCUCUCUUUUUGGCUUCAUCUCCCACAAAACUCCUUUAUAAGUUAAAACUCUUUCCUGCACUGAUGUACUUAUUCCUUUCCACCUGUUGGACUCCUGUGCAUGCUUCAAAGCCCAGUUUUAUUUGCCUCUCGUUCAGGAAGCCUUCCAGCAUUGCUGCUGUCUGCCUUCUUUAAAUUCUUGAUGCAGCUGCUACAUAUACUGAUGUUUUAUGUUAUUGCUUCUAUUUUCCUACGCACAUGCCUAGCUAGACUGUAAGCUCCCCAAGGACAAAGACUGCAUCUUAUCCUUUUUAUGCAUGUCCUGAACCUACUAAGGAAGAUCGUAUCCUGUGAAUUGAUUGCUUUGUCAUCUCCAUAGCAGCUUUUGCAGAUUGCUCUCCAGACUCAGUUGAAUGAUGAGGUUUGCACAGACCUGGGUUCUGGUCCGGACUCUGCCCUUUUUAGCUGUGUAACUUCUGGCAAGUUGCUUCCUUUUACUGGGCUUCAGUUUACCCAUCUGUAUAAUGGGGUAGUGGAUUAGAUGUUUCUUAAGGGCCCUUCCAGGGCCAAAGUUUUGGGAAUUUCCAGGUUGUUCAGCUCCUUCUUGGCCUCUAGGCUGUCUGUUACAUGCAGGAAGGUCCUACAGCCUUUGGGUGGAACACCGGCCUAGCUAUCAGGAAACCUGGAUUCUUGUCCCAGAUCAGCUGCUUCCUAGCUGCGUGACCUUGGCCAGGUCACCUAGUCUCUCUGAGUGUCAGUUUACUUCUUUACAAAAAUAGAGCUGGUAAAAAUGCAAUGUAAUAAUGUAGGGGGUGUGUCAUGUAAGAGAUGAGUCUGACUGCUCACUCUUCCUGUGCCAGAGAAGAGAGAUGAUGUGUGUAGACCAGCCCCUAGAAAUGACUGUUGUAGGUAUUUAUCUUUCACGAAGUCUGAGGGCAGUUUUAAUAAAUGAGAAUUUAUUCCUGACAGCCAUCACUGCCUUUCUGACCUGACACAGAGGAAAUGUUGUCUGUAAAUGUGAUCACUCUAAGCCCAUCUUUAUCAUCUACAUAAAACCUCGGUAAGUAUAAUAAAAGGGAAUAAAAAUGUGUUUGUUAGAUGACAAAAGAGCAGCUUUUCAGUUUUGAGGUCUGUUUAGAGAGCCCGUAGGAGCCCUGGUGGCACAACGGUUAAGCACACGGCUGCUAACCAGAAGACGGGUGGUUUAAACCCCCUCGGCAGCUCCGUAGGAGAAAGACUCGGCGAUCUGUUCCCAUAAAGAUUAUAGCCUAGGAAACCCUAUGGGGCAGUUCUGCUCAGUCACAUGUGGUUACUGUGCGUCAAAAUCAACUCAACGGCACACAACGAAAACGAAAGAGCCCUAGACAUGUCAUUUCCUCGCUUUUCCUCCCUUCAGAGGUUCUGAUGGUGGGUCUCACCUGGUGGGUGGGCAUCCAGAGUGUGCCCAUGCUGUACGUUUCUGUGCAGCUGUGCCGGAGUUUCUGCAUUUGUAAAGUCCCUGUGGUCUGUUCCUUGCCUCCUUAUGGGGAUCAGAUACCAUAUGUGAAAUGCUCUCUAAGUUUUUUUUUUUUUUAGAGCAGUUUUAGGUUUAUAGGAAAGUUGUACAGAAAGUACAGAGUUCCCACAUGUCCCCCCGGCCACCCCCCGCACAGUUUCUCCUGUUACUAACACCUUGCAUUCCUGCGGUAUAUUUGUUACAACUGAGCCAAUGUCAAUACAUUAUUAUUAACUUAAGUCCAUAAUUUACAUUAGGGUUCACUAUUUAUGUUGUACUGUCCUGUGGGUUUUGACAAAUGCAGAAUGUCAUGUGUCCAUCAUUACUGUAUCCUGUGGAAUAGUUUCACUGACCUGACUCUUAAGUUUUAAAGCUCUGUGCUAAUGGUAGGGGUCACGAUGGUGAAGAUGGUGAGACAUCAUGAGGUGGCAAUGAAGGGAGUAGCUCAGAGCUUGGAUUCUGGUCAAAUCUUACUCACUUCUGGGUUCCGCCACUUGGAAGAAGCAUGAUGUUGGAGAAGUCACUUCCAUUCUUGGAUCUCAGCUCCUCAUCUGUAGAUGGGAAUACCAACCAACCAACCAACCCGGUGCGGUUGAGUCGAUUCUGACUCAUAGCGACCCUAUAGGACAGUAGAACUGCCCCAUAGGUUUUCCAAGGAAUGGCUGGUAGAUUAGAGUACCUAUCUCAUGCGAUGUCCUGAGGAUUAAAUGAGAUCAUGAAUGUAAAGUGCUUGCAACAUAGUAAGAGCUUAAUAAAUUGUUGCUAUUUUUAUUCUCUCCUCCCAUGUCUUGUAUGCAGUAGGUGGGCGAUCUAUAUUUUUGUUAAUGUGGUGGGUCAUUAAAGUUCAUAUUUAUUCAGUCUGUAUCAGACCUUAGUUACUCCAGCACCGUGGGGUAUAUUGUACGUGAAUAAAGAUUCUAGUCAAGUCUCUCUGAAAUUCAGUAGUGGGAGGCGGUAUAGCAGGGAGGGUAAGAGCAAGCUGGUGACUUUGGGCUGGGUACUCACCCUCCUUGUGUCUCUCUCCUCAUCUAUAAAGAGGGCGGUGACAAUAAAGGGGCAUUAAAUGAGGUGCAUCAAAAAAUGUGUAUUCUUUAAAAUGUCUUGGACCUUCAUCUUUCCAUUCCCACUGAAUUAAUCUAUUCCAGACCUAUAAUAUUAGUUAUCUUUUGGAGCCCUGGUGGUUCAGUGGUUAAGAACUGAGCUGCUAACCAAAAGGUCAGCAGUUUGAACCCACCAGCUGCUCCUUGGAACCCUAUGGAGAAGUUCUACUU
Trichechus manatus latirostris (Florida manatee) is the source of this 6010-nucleotide messenger RNA. RefSeq names its product transmembrane protein 268 (gene TMEM268). NCBI's taxonomy places the organism in Eukaryota, Metazoa, Chordata, Mammalia, Sirenia, Trichechidae. The transcript has 8 exons. The record is from RefSeq and is a predicted model, not a curated record. Bases 1215 to 2249 code for a protein of 344 amino acids.